Lethenteron reissneri (Far Eastern brook lamprey) is the source of this 5826-nucleotide messenger RNA. It is a transcript of the gene GPR149, whose product is annotated as G protein-coupled receptor 149. NCBI's taxonomy places the organism in Eukaryota, Metazoa, Chordata, Hyperoartia, Petromyzontiformes, Petromyzontidae. The record is from RefSeq and is a predicted model, not a curated record.
GAGAGACACAGAAGCGAGGAGAGACAGAGUGAAAGAGCGAGAGAAAGAGAGAGAGAUCGCGAGGGGGUAGCACGGACAGAAUGAGCGAGGCGUGAGAGAGGAAAACGACAGCGGCAAGACAAUGUCCCAGCCCGCGUGCCGUUCCGCGCUCCCGUCAGCCGACGGCUCCGUCUCCAACUCCACCGCGGCGGACCCGCGCGGAGCGGCGCACGGGGUGAGCCUGCUCUUCUUCUCGGCCACGCUGCUCCUGGUGGCCGCCGUGCUGGCCGGCAGCCUCUACUCGGUGUCGCGGCUGCUGCAGAUGCCCCGGCGGGGCGUGCUGGAGGCACUGGUGCUGUGCCUCUGCGUGGACGAGCUGCUGGGCGCGCUGCCCGCGGCGCUCUUCCUCUACGUGCACGCGUCCGGCGGGGACGUGUCUCCCGCCGUGUGCGCGCUCUCGGGGUUCCUCUACGAGUUCGUGUGCCUCGCCGGAGCCCUCAAGGCGGCGGCGAUCGUGCUGCACAACGUGUGCGGACCCAGGAGGUCGGCCAAGGGACGUGGAGGUGGAGGCGGCGGCGGCGGCGCUUAUUCGGCGUCCUCUCUAUCCUCGUCUCUGUCCUCGCCUCCCAAGGCGCGGUCGUCGCCCGCGAGGAGAAAGGCGCUGUGGACCGUGCUGUGCACGUGGGGGGUAUCCCUACUACUCAGCGUGCUGCCUCUGUGCGGCUGGGAUAGGUUCGAGCCCAGGACUUGGGGCUGCUUUUUGCCGGACUCUUCCUCGCACGGCCUCUUCGUGUGCGUGCUCUUCGUGGCCCUGCUGUGCGCGCUCACCGCGCUCUCGCUGCCCGCGCUCUACAAGCUCUUCUGCCGUCCCGGAGAGCGCACGCUGUCGCUCAGCGCCACGUCCAACUACUACACCAUCGAGGACACGGGCGUGUACCACAGCACGGUGACUGCGCUGGCCGACGAGAGGAUGGUGGAGGGUAAGGCGGCUGCUGCUGCUGCGGCGGCGGCAGGGGCCAGGUCGACCGGCCCGGCCGCUGCUACCACGGACAGCUCCAGCAAGGACGCGUCCAACUCGGUACUCAUAAACAACGCGGCCGCCUGCGCCAGGACUCCCUACGUUGGCAUGGCCGUGGCUCAAAAGAGAUUUGCGCUCCUGAUAACCUUCGCCAAGCUGUUCCUGUGGCUGCCCAUGAUGAUUCACCUGGCGCUGCAGUUCAGCACAGGCCGACCGAGCCCGUCCUCCGAGGAGCUCAGCUUCAUCCUCUCGCUGUUCGCCAUGCUCCUGUCGCCCCUGCUCAUCCUGUCCCGCAAGUGGUUGCACCUGCCGUGCGGCUGCAUCAUCAACUGCCAACGCAACACCUACGCGAUGAACCCGGAGCUCGACAAGGCAGGGCAGAGCGUGGCGCUGGGCAUCGACCUCUCCUUCCACAAGGGUUACGAGAUGUACCGAGCCGACCACAUCUCUCCCAAGAAGUACUUCUUCAACAACGACAAGGUCAACAUCCUGCCCAACCAAUCGGCCAAGGACUCGGAGCAUGCCAGCUGCGGCGUCGGGGGCAUCGGCGGCGUCGGCGUCGGCACCGGCACGGGAACCGCCGUGCCACUCCGGUCCCAGCCGUACUCGUCGGCCCGGGUGGAGGUGGCCUCGGUGCCAAAGUCGCAGGUGGUGAACGCCGAGGUGUCGCCGCCGCGCUACGCCCAGCCGUGCGACUUCCGCGACGAGGUGUCGGCGAUGUUCGGCGGGCAGACGCAGAAACGCUUCGGGGCCAGGGAGGGCCGCCGCUCCGAGAGCGGGGCCGACGGCCUCCACGGGGACCGGACCACGCGCAGCGGCCUCUACCUGCACGACGGCCUCCACUCGGACGGCCUCGAGUGGGAGUGGUGCCGCAGCAAGUCGGAGCGCACGCCGCGACAGCGUCUGGGCGGCCUCUCGACUCCGCUCUGCGCCAUCCAAGGCACCGUGUCGCUGCAGUCGCCCACCGGCAAGACGCUGUCGCUCUCCACCUAUGAGAUCAGCGGCGACGGCAAGCAAGCGCUGCCCGUGCCCCGCAAGGUGGAGGUCUACCGCUCCAAGAGCGUCGGGCACCAGCCCAGCUCGGAGGGGGGCUGCGGCGGCGGCGGCGGCGGCGGCGGCCUCGGCGACACCAACGUGAAGAUCCACCUGGAGGUGCUGGAGAUCUGCGACAACGGCGACAAGAUGGACACGGUGUCCAUCGUGAGCAACAUCAGCCAGUCGUCGACGCGCGCGCGCUCGCCCUCGCUGCGCUACUCUCGCAAGGAGAACCGCUUCGUGUCGGUGGACCUGGACGAGAGCGCCUCCUACUCGCUCUUCAUCCCCUCCAACAGCCCCGAGAGCGACAUCAACAUCACCAUCCCCGACACGGUGGAGGCGCACCGGCAGAACAGCCGCAAGGAACGGCCGGACGACGGCGGCGGCUACAAGGAGGAGAUCCAGCUGCUGAACCAGGUGUACCGUGAGCGGGAGAAGGGCGACAGCGCCACUGCCGCCGCCACUUAGCCGAGUUUCGUCGUCUUCUUCCUCCGCCGUCCGUGUGGUGGCGGUGGUUGUUUUAUUUUGUUGGCUUUUCAAACUCAAGUUUUGUUGUUGUUGUUGUCGUCGUCGUCAUGAGAACUAGACGCGAGGGUUGUUGAGCUAUGUGGAUGGCGCUGCACUCGGCGGUCGUAGAAGCUGUACGCGUCUUGAGUUUUUAUAUUAUCACGAUUGUUUACUAUCGUUCAGCAUGUCGGUGUCGCUGCAGCUCAUCGUGCGUGUCGAAAGACGUCGGGGAAAUGAAGGGAAUGGAUUCGAAAAAAAGAAAAAAAACCUGCCCGGAGAGUCCCGAGUGUCAUUUAGUCCGCGAGGCACUUUGUGUAAGGCGCAUCUCCGCUGGGCAGCGCCGAGACAGCGGGAGAGAAAGUCCACGUGUGCUAUGGUAGAGGGACAAGUCUCUCCGCAGGCCAACAGGUGAAGAUCACUUCACCCAUUUUUAUCCACUGCAGAGAAUCGAUGGAUUGGACUGGAACUCACAGCAUUUUCCAACCGAGAGUCGGACGAUUGGGCAUCGCGGUUAGAACGCUGCGCGUAUUAACGCGACCGUGAUGGGCGCGGAGCGUGGAAGUGGCCGGGGCCACGGACAUUUGAGAGAGAGAGAGGAACGCUGCUGCUUUGAGCUCCGAAUAAAACAAAAGGAGAGAGAAAAAAAAGCACAAUCGGUGGCUGUUCUAUUGACACGCGGCCGCAACGCUGCUGCCAGCGAAGGCAGCGGAGUAACCCCGAACGACGCAAUCAGCCUUAAGUGCUUACGUUUGCAAGUGAUGCAAAAUGAUCGCAUAGGGUCCACGGCCUUACAAGCAACGGUGAAGGCGACGGUCAACACAUAACGCCGGUUUCGAACCUUUGUAAUCAUGAAUACGAAGACAACUGCAUUUUAAUAUUUUAGAAGAAAAAUAGCGUUCGUUAUUUUACAACUCUUGAGUCUUAAACAAAAGUUCACAACGAAUGUCCGUGACGUUGGGGAGGUAACAUUACCCCCCCCCCCCCCGGUUAUUUUAUUUGAUAUGGAAUGAGUUCAAACAGAGCUCUGGGCAUGCAGCUCCAUUGACAUGUUGUCUACUUGUCAAAGGCGAAAGGAACAGUUAGGCGUAUUCUAUGUCACUUUAUCUUUUUGCAAGGCAGUGUAUGCUAACAAACAAAGAUAAAGAUCCCCCCUAGUAUAGCCUUUACAGACUGUUGGGCAAGUGCUCUAUGUGAGCACCUAUGAAGGACGGUAUGGCACACGAGGGGUGGGUGGCCAGCACCACGCCCGACCGCCUUUGUCUCCCCAGUAGCGAUGUUUUUACACAUCGCACCAGGUACUCAAUUUAGGCUAAAUCGACCUAUGGGAGACUCGGGACCGGUUCAGAUAAUCGUCACUGCUGGUAUUGGCCGUGAGCGAGAAUUAAAUUUGGGUCGCUGGGUUUGUAGCGCAGUGCACUAACCACUAUACCAACUAAAUACCAACACACACUCCGUGAUUCACAGUUCCACAUGUUUAAGUGAGAGGAUGUGUCAUCAGCACUCAGAAUAAACUGCCCCUCUAGAGCGGGUUCUUUUGUCAGCAUGUUUAAUGGGCAAUUUACUUUUUAAUGAGCAGUUAUUUUUUCUCUCUCUCUCUCUACUUUUCCAAAAGUAAAUUCUUGCACAAAAGGAGCUAACGCAAACGCAUGCACAGAUGAUCCAUGAUGAUAAACGGAACUGUUUCAGGUUCAUCGUAAAGUCGACAGAAGAUCCUUGAGCCCAUCACAGGCUGACCUUGCAUCGACUGUGCACGAUCUGCACGCAUUGUACAUCCCCGCACGUAAAACUGUGCACGUUUGUAAUUUUUUCAUUUCAAGUUGUCGUUGUUGUUUAUAAACUUGCACGCAGGGCAGAUGACCGCAAAGCGCCAUCAUCAUCAUGAUCAGCAGCAGCAGCCACGAUAUAUUAAUGCUGAAAGGCCUUCACCCCCAAAGCCACCGCCCUAUCCCAUGACAGCUCCAGCACAUCGCGUAAUGCCAUUGCUCCAUCUCCGCAGCUGAUGUACUUUAUCGGGCGUUAUUCCGUCCCUUGGCUGCCACUCAGGCAUUAGUCUCAACCACCGACUGUGAUCCAUUCUCGCGAUGUGCCCUGCCCAAUGCAACCAUCUCUCUUUUUUUCUCUUCUUGGUUCUUUCCUGAAGACGGCUACUUGCGUUGUGGUCGAAACGUCUUCACCUGAAGACGGCUACUUGCGUUGUGGCCGAAACGUCGUGAGAAUUAUUUUAUGUUUUAUUUUUAUUAUUUUAUUACUUCCCUUCUACGUGACUUUACCGAAAGAACCAAGAAGAUGAAUCCCUGCAGUCACGAAAGCUUUAAAUCGAAAUUCAUCUCUCUUUUCUUCACAGUCAACGCGAUGCCUCCAACUUGCCAAUGUUCUCUAAUCCACAUGUCCCUCUUUCUGCCUCAGAGUUCAAUUCCGAGCAUUCACCUCUCCCAAGCAUCUUUGGACACUUUUCAGGUGUUGUGUUCCAUUUUCUCCGUCAAUGUUAUGGAUCCAUUUGACGUGGCAGGUAUUACGCACUGAUUUAUAACCAUUGCGGUUUUCUUGUCCUAGGUCACCAUCGAAAUAAAUUUGACCAAAUGUGAAUGACUGACAGGCAACAGUGAGACAGAGUGUGCACCGGUUUUGCCAAUGUUAGGACUCAUCAGCACAGUACAAUCAUCCAUGCUCACUGCUGCAGUGUCUGCCUCUGGAGACCAGGUAGCUUGGCUAAUGCCAACAAUAAUCACGUAUGCAAAUGGAGAGAACACCCCAUCAUGAAAUAAUUAUCGAAGGUGUUUUUCAAACUCGGAUCGGGGACACAAAGGCAUGAAUAUAAAUGGAGAAAACAUUCACCGCCGUAAAGCUUUCGUGACUGCAGGGAUUCAUCUUCUUGGUUCUUUCGGUAAAGUGACUUUACCGAAAGAACCAAGAAGAUUCACCGCCGUCUCGUAUUUUUUCACAACAUAGUCAUGACAAUGUUCAACGGGGUCAUCCACUACCGCGUUUAGUUACUUACGAAGCCAAUCACGAGUUGAAGGGAGAUCGUCCAGAAGUUCUGGCAGGCCUCUCCGUAGGACAACCACUGUUGACUUUUCCACGCAAUGGUUUUUAUUUCAUGGAUCCUGAAGGGAUGAUGGGUUGCAUCAACCCCUAAACCAGGACUUGAACGCGUAACCUUCUGAUCGCGAGCCACUGACAAACCUUGGGAGAAAUUGAUAACAAGGCAACUGUAAUUGGCAGUAGUGCACAAGCACAAAUUAAAACAUCGACUCACCUUUCGAUUUAAAGCUUUCAUGGCUGCAGGG